Messenger RNA from Capsicum annuum, 582 nucleotides. Its product is annotated as auxin-binding protein T92-like. The record is from RefSeq and is a predicted model, not a curated record. Bases 4 to 582 code for a protein of 192 amino acids. The transcript is spliced from 5 exons. Gene Ontology annotation, molecular function: auxin binding. NCBI's taxonomy places the organism in Eukaryota, Viridiplantae, Streptophyta, Magnoliopsida, Solanales, Solanaceae.
AGAAUGCUGGUCAUACUAGUUGCUCUUUUGUGGUUCACCACGGUCGAAGCUUCUCACUGCUCUAUAAUGGCAAGAUUAUCACUCAUGAGAAAUAUCAGUGAGCUUUCACAAAACAACUAUGGGAGGCCCGAUUUAUCUCAUACUACAAUUGUAGGUUCAGUCUUACACGGCAUAAAAGAGAUAGAGGUGUGGCUUCAAAAUUUUGCUCCUGGAUCUAGCACACCAAUCCACAGGCACUCAUGUGAAGAAGUUUUUGUCAUCGUGAAGGGUCAAGGUACUCUCUAUCUCACUCCUAGUUCACAUUCAAAGUACCCAGGGAACCCACAGGAGUUUCAUAUUUUCCCUAAUAGCACUUUUUAUGUCCCCGUUAAUGAUGCGCACCAGGUAUACAUAUGGAACACUAAUGAACAUGAAGAUCUACAAGUUUUAGUUGUUAUAUCUCGUCCCUCAGUGAAACCAAGUAAUGCGGCUAGUAGAUCCAUUUUGCCCAUGGAUGUAAGGAGAUCACGUGAUGAUAAUGAUCCUAAUGACAUUCUUCGAUUUCGUUGCAUUUGUCUUGAAUAUUCAAUUAUGAUGAUGUAA